Messenger RNA from Rotaria sp. Silwood2, 909 nucleotides. NCBI's taxonomy places the organism in Eukaryota, Metazoa, Rotifera, Eurotatoria, Philodinida, Philodinidae. The record is from the annotation of a GenBank genome assembly.
AUGUAUGGAUGGAGAUUCGGAAAACAUUUUAUAGGCGUUAAACAAGGUGAAAAUUUUUGCUUACUGGGUAUUAAUGGUUCAGGCUCAUCGACAAUAUUUAAAAUGUUAACUGAAGAAAUUUCAAUGACAAAUGGAAAUGCAUUUGUCAAUAAUUAUAGUGUUAUUAAACAAUUAAAUUCUGUUCAUCAAAAUUUAGGAUAUUAUCCGCAAUUUGAUGCACUUGAUUCUUUAUUAACAGUACGCAAACAUCUUUAUUUUUAUGCUCGUUUACGUGGAAUCAAGAGAAAGAAUAUUUCAUUUGUAAGUCUAGAAACAUUGAAUGAUCAUGAAACUUUGAACAUAUAUUACCCUUAUGAAAGAACAUUUAUGAUAAAGAUUUCAACUUUCUAUCCUGAUGCAAUACGAAUCAAAUUAGGAUCGAAAAAUAGCUUAUAAUGACUAUUGGUGGUUCAGUAGCUAUUUAGAGAAAUAGAAAUGCACGGUGUUAUUCAAAUCAGUAAUAGACGAAAAAUAAGUAUCGAAUAGAAUCUCGCUGAAUAAUAUAUAGAACACACUAAGAUUCAUCAACACAACCUCAGUUAGUAACUUAUACAAUAGUUAAGAAAAAUAGAUUGUUUCAAGACAAAUGGUACAUUAAUUUUCUUUAACUGGAGUAUUCGAUAGAAUUAGAUUCAGUAUUUAGCUAUCUUUAUCAUCCUUUUUCACAACUGACCAUACCCCCGUCUAAGUCCUUUACUACUUCAUAUGCUUUGAAUUUUGCCCAUAAGUAGGAUUCACAGUCCUGAAAACAUCCUAAUUUUAAUGUGAACAUAUUUAACCCUUAAAAGUCCAAUGUUCUUUCCAAGGAACAUUUGAAUAACUGCAGUAAAAACUUUAACAAGACUUUAUAUAAAGAAAUGAAUAUUCUUC